Messenger RNA from Trichomonas vaginalis G3, 1272 nucleotides. Its product is annotated as spectrin binding. Gene Ontology annotation, molecular function: protein binding. The coding region runs from base 1 to 1272 and encodes 423 amino acids. The record is from RefSeq and is a predicted model, not a curated record. NCBI's taxonomy places the organism in Eukaryota, Parabasalia, Trichomonadida, Trichomonadidae. The transcript has a single exon.
AUGUUUUAUAUUAGACAAGACAGAUAUGGAUUACCUAGUUACCAAAGGCAAUACCAAUCUAGACGUAACCUGGUUGAAUUGGUUCUUGGAGACAAUAUAGAAGAAUUAUAUAAUGAAAGAGAUAAUGAAAGAGAUACUCUUGAUUAUCCACAAAGUUAUAAUAUAGAUGAUAAAGAUAUCGACUGUAGUGAAAUGUACCUAAUUCAUUGGGCCGCAUAUGCAAAUUCUAUUGAUUGCUUUAUAUAUUUAUAUCAAAAAGGCUGCAAUAUGUUUCUAAAAACAUCAUCAGGACUUACUCCACUUCACUAUGCAAUUCACUGCAAUUCUGAACUAGUAUUAGCAUUUAUUUUCAGAGAAAUUUCGAAAAAUAUUUCUUUACAAAAAGAUCUCCUUGAAAUUUAUGAAAAAAGCUAUAAAUUAAAAGAAGCAGAUAUCAAGAAAAACAUCAUUUAUCUCACGAUCAUGGAUGGUUCGGCAUUUUGUCUCCAAAAACUUUUUGAUUUAGGGUACAAUCUUGAAAAAUGUCAAACACCAAAAUUUAAAGAAGAAAUUAUUAAAAAAUGCAUUUCAAAGCACAAAGCAGAUUGCUUAGCAAUAUUACUAAAGUACACAUCAAGCAAAAGUCAUGAUCUUCUAUCAAAAACACCCGUCAUGCUUGCAGCAGAGCAAAAUAAUUUGGAAGGUCUUAAACUGCUUCUAGAAAGCGGAUUUAAAGCAGAUGUUUGUACGGUAAAUUCAAGUAAUGAAUACAAUAAUGCUUUAACAGUUGCUACUUUUCUGUAUACUCCUAAUCCACAAGUUGUUAGUUUGCUUUUAGAUCAUAUUUAUGACUUGAGAUCACUCGAACAAAAUGGUCAUGAUACUGCUGCUCAUUGUGCAAUACAAUCUAGAAAUUUGGAGAUCGCAACAAUGAUUCUUGAGAGAACACAUGAUGUAAAAACAUUAAAUAAACAUGGAAAAUCACCUGCCCAUCAUCUGUUGUUAUGGAGGAAUCAAGAUGAUGCUGUAAAAGUAAUGAAAAUCUUAAUCGAAAAAGGAUUUGAUGUUAACACAACUUUUCCAAAUCAUGAAUCGUUUCUUGGAGAAUGCUUAAAGGCUAUAUCACAAAAUUUCAAGUUGAUAGAUUUCUUACUUCAAAAUAAGGCUGAUGUUAAUGCAAAGAUGUAUAAGAAAGAUGUACCAUAUACUACUUGCAAGGAAUUCAUUUUGCAAAGAAUUCAAAAUCCAAAUUUCAAGCAAAUUAUCGAUAAACAUCCAGAAAUAUUCUCAUAA